AGAAGGGAGAGGGCUCUGGCACCCACCCUACCUACAGUGGGAACCAGCAUUAUGAUGGGCAGCUACUGCCAGGGGCUCCUCUAAUACCAAUAAUGAAUAGCAACAGUAGUAAAAGGAGCUGGUGAGCUUGAAAGCAGAGUCCAGGCUGCGGAGGGAGAGUGGGCAGGAGCAGCAUGAGUAACAGACAUGAGAAGAGAGGAGGCAAUGUGACCUCUGCAGAUACACAAAUUACUCAGCUCCUUCUGGCUGCAUCAAAGAUUUUCUGACUCACCAGCCUGGGGAUUUAACCCCUGGAUCCCGGGAUGCAGGGGAAACGGCUGCUCCAGCUCCUCGCCACUCCGGGAGCGUGGCCGGGGGCUGCCAAGCAUCCCCCAUCCUCUUCGAGGGAAACAUCUGGACCAUGAAGGUGGCCUUCAGAUUGCUUCUCCCACUUGUUCUUGUGCUGGUCUCGGAGGUGAGCGGGCAGCGGAGGAAACCCCCCCGGAAACCCACCCGCCCGCCCCCCGAGUUUGUUGAGCCCGUGGAGCCCACAGAGCUGCCCCCACCGCUGCCCCCGGGACCCCCUUCCAUCUUCCCUGACUGCCCCCGGGAAUGCUACUGCCCCCCGGACUUCCCCUCUGCCCUGUACUGCGACAGCCGCAACCUGCGCAAGGUCCCCAUCAUCCCGCCCCGCAUCCAUUACCUCUACCUCCAGAACAACUUCAUCGACGACCUCCCAGAGGAGUCCUUCAGGAAUGCCACGGGGCUGAAAUGGGUCAACCUGGACAACAAUCGCAUCCGGAAGGUGGACAGGCGGGUGCUGGAGAAGCUGGAAAACCUCAUCUUCCUCUACAUGGAGAAGAACCAGCUCAAGGAGGUGCCUGCUUUCCUGCCGCCCAACCUGGAGCAGCUGCGUCUGAGCAGGAACCAGAUCUCCAAGAUCCCUGCUGGGGUCUUCAACAAGCUGGAGAACCUGGUGCUCUUGGAUCUGCACCACAACAAGCUAAGCGAUGGGGUCUUCAACAAGAACACCUUCAAAGGACUCAAGAACCUCAUGCAACUCAACCUUGCCCACAACAUCCUGAGGAAAAUGCCUCCCGGGGUUCCCAGUGCCAUCCACCAGCUCUUCCUGGACAGGAACAACAUCGAGGACAUCCCCAGUGACUACUUCAAGGAGUUCCCCAACCUGGCAUUCAUCCGGCUCAACUACAACCAGAUCUCCGACAAGGGGCUCCCCAAGAACUCCUUCAACCUCACCAACCUGCUGGUGUUGCACUUGGCCCACAACAAGCUCACCAACGUCCCUUUCAUCAGCCCCAAGCUGGAGCACCUCUACCUGAACAACAACUCCAUCGACAAAAUCAAUGGGACGCAGAUCUGCCCCACCUCGCUGAUGUCCAUCCAGGACUUCUCCCCCUCCGACCUGGACAGUGUGCCCCGGCUCCGGUACCUGCGCCUGGACGGGAACCUCCUGAAGCCCCCCAUCCCCUUGGACCUGAUGAUGUGCUUCCGCCUCCUGCAGUCCGUGGUGUUCUAGCCCUGCCCGGCAGCGCGGCUCUCCCAGGACUUGGCUUUGCACAGAGACUGAACCCACAUCCAUGUCUGAGACGUGGGACCCUCUUUGCCUCCCUCUCCUUCUGCUCACAUCCCUCCUCCAUCCCUCCUCCUUUCCCCU
This is a messenger RNA of Pezoporus flaviventris, 1654 nucleotides long. It is a transcript of the gene PRELP, whose product is annotated as proline and arginine rich end leucine rich repeat protein. Gene Ontology annotation, molecular function: heparin binding; protein binding. Bases 401 to 1516 code for a protein of 371 amino acids. NCBI's taxonomy places the organism in Eukaryota, Metazoa, Chordata, Aves, Psittaciformes, Psittacidae. The record is from RefSeq and is a predicted model, not a curated record. The transcript has 3 exons. Gene Ontology annotation, cellular component: extracellular exosome.